Nicrophorus vespilloides is the source of this 2363-nucleotide messenger RNA. RefSeq names its product BDNF/NT-3 growth factors receptor-like. Gene Ontology annotation, biological process: protein phosphorylation; positive regulation of kinase activity; cell surface receptor protein tyrosine kinase signaling pathway. Gene Ontology annotation, cellular component: axon; signaling receptor complex. The record is from RefSeq and is a predicted model, not a curated record. Gene Ontology annotation, molecular function: neurotrophin binding; neurotrophin receptor activity; transmembrane receptor protein tyrosine kinase activity. NCBI's taxonomy places the organism in Eukaryota, Metazoa, Arthropoda, Insecta, Coleoptera, Silphidae. The transcript has 8 exons. The coding region runs from base 309 to 1940 and encodes 543 amino acids.
GCAGCAGCAGCAGCAACAGCGUAAUCACCAAAUACCGAGCGGGCACCUCCUUCGUCAGUCGGUCAGACAGUCUCGCUUUGCAUAGGGUAAUUUGAAUAUCGCACCGGAAAAGUGCGCGCGGAAAAUACUUUGCUUGUUUUGCGUUAGUUAUUCGAAUGUAGUACAUCGCGAUGGACGUGCGCGACGAUCCUUCAAUGUGUUAUCUCCUGUGAAUGGAUACAUUUCUUUACCAAUAGCGGAGGAACAAGAAAUAGUAGAUUUGCUACUGCUGCUACAUCCACGUUCGAAUUCGGGGGAAGUUAUUGACAAUGGAUCAUCAGCAUUACAGCGACGUAAACGAGAGGGUACAUAUCAUCAGGGAUGGCGAAUGCACGAUGGGGGUGUGCGGGGCGGACGCCGCCUGCAAACCCUUCACGAAUAACACGUACACGUGCCUCUGUCCGCACGAUUCACUUCCACCUACCAAAGACCAGAGAUGCCCUAAUAGGAUCACAGUGCCGCUUGAUCCUAGGCCUAUAGAAAAUAUUUUGCCACCGCAGAACAACGAUACGACGAAGGGAGCAGCCAAAACACCGAAACUUUUAACCAACGCCACCGAAUCUACGAUCUACGUUGUUGAACCAACAGUAGCUCCAGUGACAGAAGCCGACUCCCAAGGAGUGCAAUACAUAACUGGAACAGUUGGCGUAGUAUUCAUCAGUCUCGUCAUCAUAGUAAUCAUCUGCAAGCUCCUGAAACACCUCUCGAUGAGAAACAAAAGCUCAAAAUCGCCCUCGCCUAUAGUCUUGAAGAGGAAUCUUCUGGUAGCAGAUAGAUAUGCCCCGAAUCCCCAGUACUCGGCGUGUUCAAGCGGCCCCGUGCUACUACUGCGACAGGAAAAUCUCGAACUGCUCAAAGAAAUCGGCGAGGGAUGCUUCGGCAAAGUCUACAAAGGUGAAUUGACUAAUCAAUAUACAAACAACGUGGAUGUGGUGGCGAUAAAAGUGUUGAAGGAGUCGGCUACGCAGGAAGCGGAGGAGGACUUUCUCCGAGAGGUAGACAUAAUGAGUGCCUUCAAGCACAAGAAUAUACUAUCGCUUUUAGGCGUUGUGCAGAGAGGCGAGGCCGUAGCCAGUCCGAUAAUGGUGUUCGAAUAUAUGCCGUACGGCGAUUUGGCUGAGGUGCUUCGAAAGCAAAAGUCUCGACCAGGACCAAACGAUCAACCGGUGCCAGUUCUGACGACCAAAGAUCUUCUGUCGAUGGCACUGCAAGUAGCCGCUGGAAUGAAGUAUCUUGCCGCUCAACGAUUCGUCCACAGGGAUCUGGCGUGCAGAAAUUGCUUAGUUGCAGACGGUCCUGUCGUCAAGAUCGCAGAUUUCGGAAUGAGCCGCGACGUUUACACCUGCGACUAUUACAAGAUUGGCGGUUCGCGUCUUCUGCCGGUACGUUGGAUGUCGCCGGAGAGUGUUCUAUACGGCAGGUUCACCCUCGAAUCUGAUAUAUGGUCGUACGGGAUUGUUCUGUGGGAGAUCUUCAGCUACGGAAGGCAACCCUACUAUGGCCACAACAACGAGGAAGUCGUCAAACUCAUAUUGGACGCAGUCACACUCUUGCCGCCCGACGACUGUCCGUCCGUUAUCAGUGACCUUAUGGGGUACUGCUGGAAGGCGGAACCGCGGGACCGCAUCCGUUUCACGGAAAUUUAUGACAAACUAGAAAACUUGGGUGACGAUUACGAUAACUUCAUCUUUAACGGGGAUGUUGGAGCCGGUGAUACAGUCGCUGAGGACAUCUUCCGCGUGGAGAACGAGUGCGGGGACAGUCUGAAAAGGUUACCCCGGCCACCGCCUCUCAUCUCCAUGAUGAUUUAUCCUGAGGACGACGAUCUGGAUUUCGAGGACUACCUCGUGCCCAACCAGAUCAAGGAGCCCGUGCAAUACCUUGAGACUUUACCCGGCUGACGGAGGAGUUUGACAUUGCCGCCGGACGAGAACAGUAGGAUACGAAAAAUAUGCACAAUUGCCAUCGGCAACGUUUCGCCUGGCGGACAUCCGGUGUGACCACUGUCCGUCCGUUCAUAUCCAGUUUAUUUCGUGUGUUUCGAUGUACGGUUGAUAUCGGCAACAUUCAGAUGCCAUUUCGAUGUAUAUAAUUUAGUCAUAUAAUGAAAUUGAAUAAUUCUUGAAGAAAAGAUCCUUUGGUGGUAUAUACACAUACCUACCAUACAUUGUCACUGAAUCACCCAUCCUACCAAUUCACCUUGCAUGUAUUUAUUCUUUUAGUUUAAGCCCAAACAGCGUACCAAAGACAUACAGGGAGAAUACAUAUUAUAAAUUUAUAGUUGUAGAAAUACAUAUGAUGAUGAUUAUAGGAUAUAUUUUAUA